This is a messenger RNA of Pocillopora meandrina, 12144 nucleotides long. The record is from the annotation of a GenBank genome assembly. NCBI's taxonomy places the organism in Eukaryota, Metazoa, Cnidaria, Anthozoa, Scleractinia, Pocilloporidae.
AAGAUUAGGGAGGGUCAGGUUCUGUAGACAGGAGCAAGGCGUAAGUCUUUCGUAGUUGUAUGGGGAAACAUGGCGUAAGUGCUGUAACAAGGUGAGUUAUCGGCCUAAGAGAGAAUUUUAGCCCGUGGGUUAAAAUGGUCGCAAAACGGAACGUAUUAGUUUUUGGAAGGGCAUACAAAAAAAAUCGAUACCCGGCGGGAGUUCUGCUUCAAGUUUUAAUCGCAACAGCAAUAGUUAUGCUUGAAAAGAAAGUAAGAAAAUUCGAGUGAGUUUUUAUUCCAACAAAGGGAUCAGAAGGCAUAACGCCUCUAAUGAUAUAAGAUGGCGCGUUAGAGAUUCAGAGCCAAUACUGAUUAUACUCAGCACUUUCAAGCUAACUGACAAAUAAAGAAAAUUGUAGCGUUACUCUCGUUCCUGAUUCUGAUUGAGUCAUUGAUAUAACUUUUUUAAGAAGUUAGUGAAAGGUCAUGAAAAACAAUAAGAACGUUAAUUUCUUGUUUGUUUUUGUCUUGUCUGUCUGUAUUGAUCUGAUGUGCCAUGUGAGUACUUAAGCGGUAAACAGAGUAGGUAAUUCUAUUGUCUGGGCGGUUGUUAUGGACUUGGUAAAAUACUAGCAGGAUUGAACUUUAUUCUUGUGCUAAGCUGCAAAUUAGUUAGGUAACAGAGAAUGUGAGGGUCUGUCAGAAGGUAAAUGCUGUCUGUGAAAAGCACUUAAAACAACCUUAGUGACGUUUGCGGAAAUGUUUCUCUUAGGAUAGAGAGAGGCGUGGUCCGCAAAAUAUAAACAGCCUGAGUGAUUUUGACGAAAAUUUCAGACGUAGUUACUAUUUCAAGCUCGACCUAAAUAAAGAGAGAAGGAAUGGACUAAGGAGAUGAACAAAAAAGGACGAAUAACUUUUAAUAAGUGAUGUAAAAAUGUCAUGACGAAUUUCAAAAUAGACCAAAAAAAAAAUUGGGAUUGAACCACGCUAUUCACAAAGCGAGGAAGUCAAUUUGCGAGAAAAAGAAAAAACAAACAAACAAAAAAAAAACCUGAGUCAUCAUGAGUGGCCAUGAGUAUGCUAUAAAACGUUCAUUAAAUACUUUUGAGGGAAAACUUGUCUCAUUCGAUCUAAUGUUUAAAAAGCUAGUGACUAACAUCUAAAUCAUUCCAGUUGGAUUGUGUUGAUUACGUAUGACACUUUUUAAAAUACUGUUUAUUAUGGGUUUAAGUUCACGGUGAGAUUAUGAAGUUGAGGUUUCUACUGAGUCAGUGAUUGUUUGAUGAAGACGACAUACAAAUCAACUACCACGCAAAGACAUCGAUCGAGAGCGAGUCAGAGCGAAUAAUCCGAUUGUUUUCGUAUAAAUCUGCAUGUCGACCAGUCUUUUAGUCAAUGGGAUCGUGUUUCUAUUUCAGGUUGUUUACAAUCGCAUACUGUUAGGCUACAUACGUUACUUACUGUACAUGUCUAUUACAGAUUAUUUAGUUAGCUGAAUUAUUUACACAUUUUGAUUCAUUCUUCUAUAUGACUCAGUGGAGGACAGACGCAUAUGUAUGACGUCACCAUCCACAAUUUUGCUUCAUUAUCAUAUAAGAAAAAUAGAAAAUAUGAAAACGUCCCCCUCAGUGCUCAGUCAUAGAUCAAUGACGUCAGUGCGGUAAGAACGAGAAGGUGGCACACGAGGUGCUGCUAAAACGUAAUCUUUUUGUUAAAUAUAAAUAGCAAGUAGUUGAGCCAAUCAGAUUGCAGUAAUUGUGAUAGAACACUAGUGGAUUUAUACCAAAUUGGUUUAUUCCAGACAGAACUAGACCCAGAGGGCGAGUCAGUUUAUUUGUUCUAGAACACUCCACUGAUUAGCAAUGCGUGGGCUACACAUAGCUAGCUGGUAUAAUUCAAGCCAGAACAAAAAACAUCUCACAAAGUUGAUUUAAGUCCCAGGUUAGCACGUGAAAAACUGCUUUCACACGAUUCUUAUGGAAAAAAGUUCCCCCAGAUCGUGGAGAACUUCAGUGUUAUACCCAUACAAUACUUUAUUAAAAAUAGUCACCCGACGAAAAGUAGCGGCAAUUUACGAUGGGCAUUUCCGGUGCGUUACCACAACUUAGGAAAAAUAGUCUCCAUGAAAAAUCUUAAUUUCCAUGACGACCGAAACACAAAUUUACAAACUGUGGCAUUCAAACAUAAACACAAUUACUUAACAUUGCCGCAAGUAUCAAACAUCACGUAAUCCCUAAAUUAUUACAAACAUUUGAACAAUUGAAAAAUCAUCACGAAUCAGGGUAAUGAUUCAUUUGUAAUGAUCACAUGAGUGACUGGUGAUUGUCUGUCUUCCCGUAUAAUGCUAUAUCUAUUAGUUGAAUAUUGUGCACAAAUGGAGAGCUGGUAAAUAAUUGUGUUCUUAUCUAAAUUAAGUAAAGAACAUCUAACAUGUAUCAUUUGUUCAUGUGUCUGAUAUUGCUUUGUUGUCUCCAACUGCAUUGUUCUCCGCAUAUCAUGAAUGGUAGCGAGAAUUAUCAGAAUCAGAGAUUUCAUGAUUAAAGCGCGAGAUGGUCAAUAUCUGCUACACUUCUAUGCCAAUAUCAUUCCCGUCGUAUCCAGUUACAGUCGAGGUUAUGACUGAGUAAGUUAUGAACGUAACAACUUCUUUCUUCACAAAUUGCCUUACGCUUCUAGGUUUCCCGCGCUUUCUGUCACGUGACGCUUUUACGUCAGACAUUUUAAGCAGCAUAUUCAGUAGACAGACAGUAUUAUUCCUCGUCGUUUAGGAUAAAGUUCACAUUUUAAAGUGUUGGGCAAUAGAGAGGAGAUCCCUUCUGACCAGGUAAGUGUGUGCUUCACUUUUAAGUAGUAAAAUCAUCUAAAUUCGGUAUUCCUCACUUAUUUUGCGAAAACAAACGCCGUUUAGAGGUUAAAAACGUGUUUUUUAUAUACUGUAAAUGCCAAUUCUUUUUAAAGCACGCUCACAUCGAGUUAAGAACGUUCAGGAAAGCAAAAUUUUUGCCGAUAAGAAAUCACUUACAGAAGCCGGAUGUCAGGUAAUUUAACAACAAUAUUUGCCGGACGUUUUACAGCAUCAGAGCAAUUCUCCUUUGCAAUGUUUUCAUCUUUUCAGUUCAAUUGUAUACUACCUUUGUCCUUCGGUUCAUGACACAGGUACAACUUAAGUCUUUCACCGACGUAGAACAAACAAAGGUAAGAACGAAAGCAAAUUUUUCCCGUCUUUGUUCCGGAAAGAUUAUGUUUGUUGAUCGACUGGAUUUUCGUCGUCAUUGUCUCACCGAAGUCGGACUACUAUAUUUUUUAUAUUUUUAGUGACAGGGUUUUUAGGCUUCGUUGCGCUAAGAGCGUAAGAGCUACUAAGCUUUUUUCUUUUUAAAAUUAUACAAAAAUAAUAAAAGUACCACGAACAUUUUUACAUAAAUGCGCGAGAAAGUUAAAAUGGGGAAAGCAUAAGAAAAUGGGUUUAACGCAGUUGUCAAUUUGAAGUGUUGCAAUGACACGAGCGUGAAUAACUCACUACAAAAUUCUUCUUUGGAUCUCGAUUGGCCUUUACAAUUUUUUCAGUUUGUAAACAUAAAAGGUGGAACAAUUUAGUAUUGCGCCGAUAUAGUCUGAGGCGUUUUCACUUCUUGUUUUUUUGUGUGUUAUUUAAAUUGAAUAUUGCAAGGGAGUUUACGACGAGCGUUUUAAUGACUGCACUGUUCAAUGAACUGUCUGAUUAAUCUAGGUUCCACGAGUGCCGUUGUUCCGAAAAUAACGUCGGUGUAUUUCAAAAGUGAAUACAGAGCCGAUCUAUCCCUCUCAGACAUUCUCCUUAAAAAGAGGAGGGUGUUUGUAUACAUACAGGCGGUAAGAUAUAUCAAACGAACAGCGAUGUUAGUUUAUGGCGCUUUUCCGAUAUGAAUAUCAAUGCAGAAUAAUGAUGCAAAAGAAAAUGAUAAGAAUUCGCGACACGAACAAUACAACUGAUAAAUGAAUAAACACAUUAUUUAUAGAUUUAUAAGACUGCAUGAAUCUAGAAUCAUGGACACGAAAAAUGAAUAAUCUAGAUUCAUAAUGUAGGAAAAUAACUCACGAUACAAAUGCUAAAGGCCGGAACAUAAGGACUAAUUGACCUUUUCCUAAAUGGAUAUUUAUACGAGAGGCUCACCUCAAGAUACACUAAAGAAGUGGGCUAAUACUACUGAGAACUUGACAACUUUGGAUUCUGUGAAAAUUGUUGAUCGUGUGUUCGUCGAAAAUCGAUACAGAGAAGCAGAUUCUCUUACCUUAGUCGAAAAUAACCCGACUGCAGCUCAGAAUAUUUUGAGGUUAAUUCAUUUCAGCCCAGGUCAACCCGUUUGAGUGUGAAGAUAACUCUAACAAUCACUAAAGAAGAAAUGUUUCAAUUCAUUCAUUAACUUUUGUAACAUCUGAAUUGGAACAAUUAUCCUCUACAAUCAAAACAGAUUGAUCCAAGGUGGAAGCGAAUCAAAAUAACCUGAAAAAAAACAUGAACUACAACGUUUAUUUUAGCCAUAUAGCGGUUAUUAUGGGAAACUGGUUGACCGCAAAUUCCAAUACAACGCCGGACGCCGAAUGAUAACGAUUAUUUUGCAAUGGAAAAGGUUCUCUGAAGCUUUUGUCACACUCACAGUUUAGGAGUAGUUUAUUAAAGGACUUUUCAAAAUUAUGGAAAAUGCAUAUAUAUUUCAUUUCGCCGAGUAGUUGCUUGAAAGAACGAGUAACGUAAACAAAUGUCUCAAUUACUGACGGCGAAAAGUUUCCUUGAAAAUUUUCUUUAGGGUAUGUAGAGACAUGUGAAUAUAAAUAAUAUAUUGUUCAAUGGAUAUUAUUUUACCCUGACAAAAUCCACUUAAGAUGAUACUGAAUUUCUGUCAAUGGUGCGACUCAUUUGAAACUCUAAAUAUCGCUUUCAGAAGUUUAUAGUAAGUUUCAGUUGCUGUGGUUUCGCCGGCGGCACACUAAGUCGUCAACGUUUACCAAUAUUAGAACCUCAACACAUUCCUUUGAUGAAAAAGUUGUUCGGUGAUGAAAAUUUCGUUAACGAGACAGUAAGGUAUUAUCAAUUUUAAUUGGUCUAUUUUCCGGUCAUCUUUUCUCAAUGCUUAAUUGAUAUUAGCUUCUCGUGUCUCCAAAGUUACAUACAAAGCAGAGAUGCUGAGAGCUUCGAUUACAUGCAGGAGAAAUAACAAGUGUGCAAUUUUGUCGAAGCAACGCCUUUUUGUCUUGAAGUUCAUCGAGCGGUAAAGCCGAGGGCUCUCCGGGCCUUUUUCCGUUUAUUUACUUUCCUCUCCUCAUUAGCUCCACUUAGUGUCACUUUAAAAAAAAACCUUAGUACUCUAUGUACUCGGCAAAGCUACAAGUUAAUCGACCUAGAGGACGGCAGUAUUUGCCUUCCAAUCGUGUUGAGUACUGAGGAGCAAGACAUCAAUUUUAUCCUAAAUGAAAGACCACCCAUUGAUCCCAGUGGCAGACAAAAGUAACAGGUUUAACUAGAUCGUUUGUCAUCAUAUUCCUGCAUCUCGAAAAAGUUAGCUGAAAAAUUUUAAGUUCAAGAUUGAAGUUUUUAAUUUCGUGAGAGGCGUUUCCCUUUUUCAACGAUUAACCAUCCUUGAAAGCGGCUUUUGGUGUAAUUAUCACCUCUUUGGUUUCUUAGAUCUUCGGCAUUUUAGCAGAUUCCGAACUGUCUUAUGGUCGGAAUUUCCUGGCCGUUACAGCAGUUGUGAAAUUGGCGUUUGUGGCAACGAGAAGUGCGGGGUAAUACAUGUUAGGAAGUGAUGACCUUACUGAUGUUUGGAUAUACAUCGAGAGAUGAAUGACUCUUAAUCGUAAAUUUGGCUCCCAUUAGGCGAACGUAUUUGAGGGCUUCAGGGAAAAUCAGUCGUUAUUUGACGCGGCAGUUAUGGCGCCGUUUGCACUCCCUCGUACCAAAGUAACACACCCUCGUAAGCACGCAUCCGUUAAAUACGGAAUUUUGUCCUUAACUCUCACUCUAAAAUUUUAUCCAUAAAGCAUUUUAAAGCGUAAUAUUGGCAUUGUGGCCUUAAACCUUCAUUCACGGAUGCAAUGAAAUUGCUAUAGAACAGAAUAUUAUAGGGGCACAGCGUGCCACUGUGCACGCAACCCCAAUAACUCGGCGGAUAUACUGUGAAAACGCCUUUCCUACGCCUUGAAGACGUGCACCCGGUCGGAUCCCGCCGUCGGAAAAACUACUUAUGGACUAACAAACCCAAAUAAAAAUUUCAUCAUCUUGAAAUAAACUAAAACGUGUCCAUUAUCACCUCACCGGAUAAUUUACCGAUCGGCGAUCAUAAGUUUUUGCACUUCUUUGCUAAAGUCAUCAAGUGUGGGGUCAAUCCAACAGAUGGCAGUUUACAUUUCAAAUUGAGAAAGAGAGAUGUCGAAAUCUUUUGAAAUCUUUUAUCUCCAAUAAAAUGAAACCAGUAGUCCUGUCAGCGCUUGAUUGAGCUAAAAACUUGAUGUGAUUCUGCUUGAUAAAAAUAGUUUUUUUUUCAAGUUUUGACGCUUUGAAUCUUCUCGGCCAUCAAGCAAUUUCUUUGUAAGGUAAACAUGAUUAGCGAAUCACUGUAGACUUUCAGAAAAGUAGUUUUAAUUAACUGAGCUUGGAAGUAGUUAAGCAAACAACACACUUAAAAAAGGAGAUGUCAUUCUUCUUAAUCAUAUGUUUGAUUAGGGCCGGGGAGAUCAAAGUACAGUGGGCAACAAAUCUCUCUGAUCAUCAAUUAAAAUCAUUGUCAAGUCUCCGCAUCUCGUCGGCGAAGUGUCAGGGAAUGAAACUGUCGUUGGAACCAGGUCAGAUUGCCGAACACGCCUCGUUUCCACGACACUGAAGGGCAGAACGAACUUCAAGACAUCUACACGGAUUAACUUUGUUCCAUCGUAAAUCAUAAGGAACCACUCGUCUCAAGUAUUCUCAAGAGUGUUUGUAAAUAGUCUUGAGAUGACUUCUACGACUUGUCUCACAGCUCUCGCUCUGUUGACAAUCUCUUCCACUUUGGCAGCUUUAGCGGAAAGUGACAGGGAUAUAAACAGUUCAGAGGUAAGGAGAUAGACUUCGUUGUUUCUUGGCUAAUUUUCUAUUCGUGUUUCGUUUUACUCAGCUUUGCAGUUUGCACAUCUACUGCGCACAAAUUCGUUAUGGAAAUGACCUCAUGGGCUGAACAAACGCAGUUUUCUUGUUGUUGGAAUGACAUAUUGUUACUGCAUUUUCUCCCUCUUGCGAAAGACUUUCACAUGGCGUAAUCAUGGGUAUGUCACAACUAGCUAAUGUCAUUUCAAUUCGUUUUGCAACGAGCUUUCCAUAAAAUGCGUGCUUCGUGUGAGGCCAUUGAGACGAGAGAGCAUAGCUCAUGAAGACCAUCUUAAAUAAAGAAACCAGUAUUUUGACGGUUUCUUCUAAUUUUGGUUGAAUAUAUCAAUAAUUAGGGAAAGAGGAAAAGUUACGUUUAUUACCUUGCGUCUUCCGCUCUUUCAAAAAAUUCGACACAUAACUGUAUCAUUGGUAAUAAUACCGAAUGUUAGCCAGAUAAACCACAAAAGUGUUUAAUUACUUGCGAGCGAGCUCAAUGACUUCUCCUCGUGCGUGUCCGUUUGUAAAGCCAUAAAGAACCGAAUCAUUAGUCACAAAAAUUAGCCUGUCGGUUUGUUAUAAAUGUUUACACAGUAGAACAAAGAAUAUUCUCUUGAGACAUUAUGUUGGCGGGCGCGGUGAGCUAUUUUGGUGCAACACUCGACAACCCUUUUAUCAGGCUUUUAUGCAAUUUCUAAGUGGCCCUUAAGAUUGUCUACUGUUUAUCAACCUGAAGUGCCAUAAGCUUCCUGGCUGUCUAUUUUGGAUCAUGAUUGUCGAGCGACGAAAAUCAGUGCUUCAAGAUUCUUUAAUACACGUACUACUUUUUGCUUCAAUGUCAUGGUAUCAAUUUCUAUCUAGUAGUCAGUUUUCUUUGGGGAGAAUGCAAUACAUCAAAAUUUAUAAGAUAGAGAUAAUUAUCUCUAAUCAUAGUUCGAAAUUAAUUUUUCAUGUAUCUUAUCUGAUCCUUCAAAGCUUUCCAUUACGGUUGAAUCGAUUUUCGUACAGUAUCACGCGUCAAUGGACUCCGCUAGCGUACUUGACAUACUUCUCAUACCUCCAAAAUCGUUAAAUCAAUCGAUGCGCCCAUUGGUUUACCGUCUGGAGAGUUCAAUUUUUCUUUGUGGUCAAAGAAGACAAAACAAAACUCUAUCGAAGAAUUUCGACAACUGUACUCACCACAACCCUUAUAAAAUCGUCACUGGUGCUGUUUUUUUUUCUUUGUGUGUGUGUGGAUGGGGGGUGGGGGGUGGGGUGGGGGAUGAUUGAACAAAUAAGGAGAAAUUCGGACAAAUUUAAAAUAUUUUCAAAUCAUUAGUUGUUUAUGACUUAGACACUUGUUUUUUUUUAUUUAGAUUUUUUAAUUUAAAGAAAAGUUAAAUGGAAAUCAGGCAAAUUGUUGUUACCUCCUUAAUUUUACUUUUGCAAUUGUUUCAUGUUUUAGUUCAUCUUUAGGGAAACAUCUAGUGCUGUUACAAAUGGUCUUCAAAGAUAUGAACUAUCCUGUUAACUCAAAAUGAUUAUACUAAAGGUCGGAAGCGAGCAUCAACUUUGCGAAAGAAAAAAUUAAGACAGGUACCGUUGACUCUCGAUGACUCGGAUCUUCAAGGGAAAUUGAAAAUGGCACGAGUCUUCAGGAGAUGAGAACAACUGACCGGAAAUAAGGAAAUAAAACGGCGGUCGCUGUGCACUUUAAUCAAAUGUCAUUGCCGCGUAGAGGAGUCGGGUGGAAAAGGAAAUUUUUUAAAGAGCUUUAUGAAAAUGCACUGUCGUUGAAAUGUAUCCAAGGGCAAGGAAACUUCAACUAAAAUGACAGUCGUUUCAUGACGGUCGGAAAAAGCGAGUUCUAAUCAGUAAUCCAACUAAAUCCUAUAGCGCUAUUUCUCACCCCGCAAAAGGGCCGACAAAAAAUAGAGUUCAACGAAGUGGUUUCCCUUCGAUUCGAUUACUGUUCCGGAGUUAUUUACUGAGCCUUUGGUCGAAAAUUUUUGCACCUUCUUAGUUUGCGGCACUUUUUUUCUGGUCGGAACCUUCUAUUUUGACUCUGAGAUAAUUCACAAAAUCUUUAAAUGGUUAAAGUUGUAAAAGCUCCAUGCUACCCGAUAUUUUCGUUUUUUAUUUCAAUCAAUCGUCUUUUUCCACAACAUUUUAUUGUGGAAGUUGAUUGGCAGCCUUUUUCAGCGGUCGAUGUUCCUUCUAAAAUUGUGGCGUUCUCAUUUCGGUACCAGGAACACAUGAUUAUCCAUCCUGAUACAAUGAUGGUGUGAUUCGCCCAAAGGAACCAAAAUCAUUCAGUGAAACCCGAAAGGGUUACUAUUUGUAAUGAAAUUCAAAGAAUGUUUACUCAAAAUCGAUAAUGGAAGUCAUGGCUAGUUUACAAAACGAAAACCAAAAGAAUAUGUCAUAAUUUUUGGUGGAGCUUUCCAAAAGGGUGGCGCACUUGACUCUUUAUGUAUUCUGAGACCAGACACUUUAUCUCACGUUGUCUCCCUCCAUCAAGGAAUACAGAUGAAUGUCAGGGAAUUGUAAGGGGUAACAAACGAAAUAUCCAAGUCAAAGUAGCAUGCUAUGGAUAAGCAUCCCAUCCAGGAGAGUUGAAUGCGUCUCGCGAGUUAUGUCGAUAAAACAGGGGACCCUAUCUUCCAAGUAGUUUUUAAAAACAGUUCGUUAGUCAGUGGUAGGUGGAACUGAGUGUCUGAUAUGUGGUACCCUCUUGAAGUUUUGUUCAACGAAUAAUUGCAACUCUUAACUCAACUUUCCACCUGGCUUUUGACGAAACCGUAGCACGAGAAACAAGUGAGGGUAGGCUUCAAGUCCCUUCGAUCAAAUCAACGGUAUGAAAGCCUGUAGAAUGUUGUCAAAUCGUUGCCUGAACAGUGUUACUAUUGUAUCUUUUCACAGGAAAGAAAUGAUAUCACGGAACCCGGUUCGACGAAAAAGAAGACCCCAAAAUGCAGAGAAGACCGAGAUUGUCAAAAAGGCGAGGUAUGCCACACAUUUUUAAAUGUUUGCUUUGUUAUGCCUCAAGAGAAAAGCAGAAUGAAACUGAAGGUGGAAAAAAAGCCAACCAUCCCUUGCAAAAGUGACAAAGACUGCGGCAAAAGUCAGUCUUGUCACGCCCUUUUUGGAUGUGUGGAUAAUCCUCAUAUUCCUGCGACAGUCACGACUGCACCCCAGAUAAGGGUACCCAAGUGCAAAAACAGUACUGAGUGCCCUGAUGGCCAAUAUUGCCACGACUUCUUCAACUUGUGCCUACCAAACCUCACAAUAUUCUUCGAAACAACGGCUUCUCCACCACGUGCUGGUUGCAAAAGUGACUCAGACUGUGAAAACCAGGGAGAUUUCUGCCAUAACUUGACCAGAUUAUGCCUGCCACUGCCUACAACUGCCGUAACCUCCCCUCCUCGAAAAAGUGCAUAUGCCUGUAAUUCCCAUGCAGAUUGCAAAAUGACCGAGUUCUGUCAUUUUCUCAUCGGAAUGCGGAGUCGAGAUAAAUCCAGAGGCUUUGGACCAAACAAUAACUUGAAGUCUGCCCUCGGGGUAUGCAUUGCCCGAGCUUUAAAGGAUGUUCCUGAGGACCCAAGUCCAUUCUCUUCAAAUUGCAGUCAUGCUGCAGAUUGCGGAAAGGGAAGGUGUUGCUUAAAGGAUUUAGGGUUAUGCGUGGGCUACCGCUUGCCUGGAGAGCUUUGUGUUGCAGAGGUAAGUCCAGAGAUUGGCGUCAUUAAUUCUUUUUUGGCGUUUUCAGGAAAACGAUUCUACGCUUGACUUAUAUGGCCAUUCUAUUUAACAUCUUGCCUAAAUAUUUCAAAUGCGUUUUACAAUACGUUUUACUCACUUUUGGUCCUUUUCUGUGAAAUGAUGUCCUACCAAUCUGCCGCAGGAAGAGGCUAUCCUUUUCUUUUUGAGUUGAAAUCAACAAGUUUCAACCGCUUGGAAAUCGAAAACUGAACAGAAAGUUUGGUCUGGCACCUUUUUUCUCCAAAUAGCUCUGUGCCUCUUAGAUUUCUGGGAAUUUUUAAUUGUCAGAACUUUUCUUGACGUUUGUUUCCCUCCAGGACGUAUCAUUCGCCUUUUCCUGCCCAUGCCUACAAGGUUUCACCUGCAUCAGUAGGAGACGUCCCAUGCGACUCAGGAGACUGGAGAGAAAGCUUAAACUGCCCAAAGAAGUAGUGAAGAAGCUGAGCUUACAGUUUGAUAAAACAAAUGAAUUUAGGGUUGGCAAAUGUCAGCUUAUUUCUGAUUGAGAUGUGGAAGCUCUCACUAACGCCGAACAUGAGCCAGUGCAAGAUCACAUUUUCCAAGUAACAAUGGUGGUUCCGUUAGAUAGCUUUACACCCGACCAUUAUAAACUGAAAAGAGAGAUCGCUUGUGAAAGAUGCUUAUCUGGCAUGCACAGACUAUUGUAAAAUAUACAACAAGUUAUGAAAGUUUACAGGAGCUUCAUUGCCAGUAUGCGUAUUGUACAAAACGGAUUGCCCGCUAAUUUUUCUGUAAAUAACCGAGGUCUUACUAUUAUGGCCCAGACAAUUAAAGGGAAGCAUGUGAAACAUGGCCAGAUAAUGUUAAUUCGUCCGUUUGCGUCUUUCUGCAAAUCUGUCACUCUUCAGCUCAAUCUCAUUUUCCUAAUUGCCAUUUCUUAUGGUGAUCUAUAUACUAUCUUCAGCAUACCAUUCAAUGAGUUUCGAUGUCAUGUAUAGGUGACAUCAAGCAUGACAUAAUAAGUUUCCCUUUUGUCUUCACUGUUUAUUCAUAGAAGUAGAGAUGUAGCGAAUGGAAAUUAUAUUCUGAUUAUUCUCAAGAAUUAGUCAGUUAAUUAACUCAUAAUUAAAUAUAGAUUUUGAUGAAAAAUACAUCGGCCCAAAGAGAUGUGGUGUUAGGGGAACACGAAGUGAUGUAAGGAUGUAAGUAGAAAUUGGUUAGUUUUGUGGGCAAGAAAUUGUCUCAAAUAGGCAGUCGAAAAGAAAGAGAUCUUGGCCGAUGGAUGGACUUUAAUAAUUAAUAGAUCUUAGACUGGAGAAAAGCAUCAAUUAAUCUUAGAUGCGAAUAAACGAUUUCGCUGUACAGGUU